ACGGCCGAUCAUCCUGAACAUAAGUUAAGACUAUUUUCGACCACAGGAACGUCGAAAAGCUUUUAUACAAGCCUCCAUCUUCAACAAUUGCCAAACUGGUAAAUCAGUCAUAAUGACCGCCGAGGAUGAGAAAGAGUUCUCCAAGCCUAUACACGAAAAUGACAACACUACCACUAAAGAACCAUCCCAACAUCUAGCAUCAGGAGAAAUGCAAGCGCAAGCACAUCAACCGACCGGCGAACAAGUCGUGCCCUCAGUACAAGGCAAACCGUGGAUGUACAAACCCCUCAAACUCGGACCAUGGACACUUCCGUGGUAUGCCUCUCCCGAAACUCAAUUACUAAUGGUCUCGUUCGUCUGCUUCCUCUGUCCAGGAAUGUACAAUGCCGUCAAUGGCCUUGGAGGAGGUGGGCAAGUCAAUUUCCGCGACGUGAAUAAUGCAAACACCGCUUUGUACAGUACCUUUUCAGUGGUGGGGUUUUUCGCGGGAUCGAUUGCGAACAAAAUCGGGUUGAAGUUAACGCUUUCCUUUGGCGGAUUCGGGUAUUUUUUAUACGUCGCUUCGUUGUUGUCGUAUAAUCAUAACCAGAAUGUUGGGUUUUUGGUGUUUGCGGGUGCGUUGUUGGGUGUUUGUGCGGGAUUGUUGUGGUGUGCUCAGGGGGCUGUUAUGAUGAGUUAUCCGCUUGAGAGUCAAAAGGGUUCGUUUAUUGCUACCUUUUGGAUUAUAUUCAAUCUAGGGGGAGUUAUAGGAAGCUUGGUCCCCCUCGGCCAAAAUAUACACUCAACAGCCGGUGAAGUUAAUGACGGAACGUACAUCGCAUUCAUGAUCCUCAUGGCAAUCGGCUUCAUCCUUGCUUGGGGCCUAUCAGACUCGAAAUAUAUCAAACGCAAAGACGGGUCAAGAGUCAUCGUCAUCAAGCAACCCACAUGGAAGACCGAGAUAAUGGGUCUAUUCGAAACCCUCCGCUACGACUACUAUAUCAUCUUGCUUUUCCCCAUGUUCAUGGCCAGUAAUUGGUUUACAGCAUAUCAAUUCAACGCGAUGAACGGCUCUUACUUCAAUAUCCGUACUCGAUCACUGAACAGUCUGCUGUACUGGCUCAGCCAAAUGAUUGGCGCUUUCGUGUUUGGGAAAUUACUUGACCUCAAGUUUUUGUCGCGGACUAUGCGAGCAAAGCUGAACCUAGGCCUUUUGUUUGCGCUCACAAUGGGUAUUUGGGGAGGAGGUUAUGCCUUCCAGAGGCAGUAUGACCGUCAGACAGUCAAGCCUGAUAUGGACUGGAGUUCGCCGGGUUAUGUUGGACCCAUGUUUUUGUACAUGUUCUAUGGGUUUUAUGAUGCUUCUUUCCAGACAUGCACGUAUUGGUUCAUGGGCUCCCUGAGCAAUAACAGUCGGAAACUCGCCAACUUUGCUGGAUUCUACAAAGGUAUCCAAUCUGUCGGCCAGGCCAUUACUUGGCGUAUGGAUGCACUGGAGACAUCUUUCAUGCGCGAAUUCGCAGCUUGCUGGGGCAUCCUCGCCGGAUCCCUCGUGAUUGCAUCACCUGUAGUCUUUUUCAGGAUCAAGGAUCAUACAGACGUUGAAGAAGAUCUGAAAUUCUCGGACGAGACUCUGAACGAGGUUGCUCCUACUGCUGUCGUGGAACAGAAGUAAUUUCUUACUGGUUGUCGUUGAUAGUCAUGCUUUCCUCGAGGCCUCUUCUUUUGUAUCGCUACGUUACCAUGCUCGAUCGCUUAUGGUGAACUACCAUCCUUAUGCCAUGCAUUCUCGUUUCUUAACUUUGGCAUUGCUUCGCAUUCUACCACUCGUUAACACUGUAUUGUAUGGGAGGGAUUUCUGGUCUUUAUGUAAUUAUAUUCUCAUAAUGUACCUAGAACAGAGCUUGACUUUCCAGGGACAUGUAGGAUACCAGAACCAAAUACUGAACAUACACCCAUCCUCGC
Molecule: messenger RNA, 1944 nt
Organism: Talaromyces stipitatus ATCC 10500
Lineage: Eukaryota; Fungi; Ascomycota; Eurotiomycetes; Eurotiales; Trichocomaceae
Product: DUF895 domain membrane protein
Exons: 4
Coding region: 113-1654 (513 amino acids)
Biological process (GO): transmembrane transport
Molecular function (GO): transmembrane transporter activity
Source: RefSeq, a predicted model, not a curated record